AUGAUUCAUGGGCCAUGCGGUUCUGUGAACAGUGGUUCGCCAUGUAUGCAAGAUGGGAAAUGCAGCAAAUUCUUUCCAAGAAAAAAUGUGGAAAAAACAACUGUUGAUGCCCAAGGUUAUCCAGUAUAUCGUAGAAGGGAUAACGGUGCUUUUAUAGAGAAGAAAGGCAUGGAGUGUGAUAACAGAUUUGUGGUCCCCUACAACAAAAAGCUCUUACUUGCCUACAAUGCACACAUCAAUGUCGAGUGGUGCAAUCAGUCUAGAUCUAUUAAGUACUUAUUCAAGUACAUUAAUAAAGGACAAGACCGUAUUACAGGAACUGUUACACAGAGAAAUAGUUCCCAAGCACAGACCGAGUGUAACGGACCACAAACUGAGUUACGUGAUACCGUCGUUGGAGAUGUUACCGAGGAGCCAGCAGUUGAUGAAAUCAAGAACUAUUUCGAUGCGAGAUACAUAUCAACUUGCGAGUCUGCAUGGAGAAUCUUAGCCUUUCCAACGCAUUAUCGAUCUACACCUGUUGAGAAACUUACAUUCCAUCUAGAAGCAAGAGAACUGACAUAUGCUGAACUACCAACGAAAUUUGUCUAUGACGCGAAAAUAAAAGCAUGGAAUCCACGGAAAAAAGGAUUUGCUAUAGGGAGGUUGGCGCCUGUAUCUCCUUCUUCCGGGGAACUAUACUUUUUGAGGGUUUUACUCAAUAAGGUAAGAGGGCCAAAGUGUUAUGCUGAUAUUAAGACUGUUGAUGGCAUUGUUCAACCCAGUUAUGAAGAUGCAUGUUAUGCCCGUGGAUUGUUGGACGAUGACAAAGAGUAUAUUGAAGGUCUUAAAGAGAUUAGUUUCUGGGCAUCAUCCGGUUAUGUUCGAAAUUUUUUCGUCAAAAUGUUAUUAUCUGGUAGUUUAUCGUCGCCCAGAUUGGUAUGGGAAGCAACGAAAGAUUUGUUAUCUGAAGAUGUUCUUUACAAUGAAAGAAAGCGAAGAAACUAUCCUGGGCUAAUUUUGAGUGAGGAAGAGAUCUUAAACUGUACGUUAGUUUUGAUCGAAAACAUACUACGUACCAAAAACAGUUCGCUGAAUAAUUGGGAUACAAUGCCAAAACCAGCCGAGAGCUCACAAUCAUUCAUGGAAAAUCUUCUGAUACAAGAAGAGCUUAACUAUCCGAAAGCUGAAUUGCGUUCACAGCAUGAUGAAUGGAUUGUGAAAUUGACAGAUGAGCAAAGGUCAAUCUAUGAUCAGAUAAUUGGUGCUGUGCUUAACAGACAAGGCGGUGUUUUUUUUGUCUACGGCUUUGGAGGGACAGGAAAAACUUUUUUGUGGAAUAUCUUAUCAGCUGCUAUUCGAUCACGAGGCGAAAUUGUUCUGAAUGUCGCAUCAAGUGGUAUAGCAUCACUAUUACUGCCUGGUGGAAGAACUGCGCAUUCAAGAUUUGGCAUACCGAUCAAUCCCGAUGAGUUCUCGACUUGCAAGAUACAACCAGGUAGUAAUCAGGCUGAACUGAUAGCUAGAGCAUCUCUGAUUAUAUGGGAUGAAGCACCUAUGAUGAGUAAGCAUUGUUUCGAAGCUCUUGAUAAAACAAUGGCUGAUAUUAUGAAGAGUCCGGAGGGAACACCAUUCGGUGGUAAAGUAGUGGUUUUCGGAGGCGAUUUUCGACAGAUUCUACCCGUAAUUCCGAGAGGAUCUAGACCUGACAUUGUUUUGGCUACUCUUAAUUCUUCCUAUUUAUGGAAGCAUUGUAAGGUAUUGGAACUAACCAAAAACAUGAGGUUAAUGGCUGAAACUGAUCUGCAGCAGGCUGAAGAGAUAAAGACCUUCUCGAAAUGGAUACUGGAUUUAGGAAACGGGAAGAUCAAUGAACCAAAUACUGGGGAAACAAUGAUAGAAAUUCCAAAAGAUUUGUUGAUAAAGGAAUGCAAAGAACCAAUUGCAGCUAUUGUUACUGAAGUUUAUGGGAACACGUUCGAAGACUCGAAAGAUCCAGUUUUCUUCCAAGAGCGAGCUAUCUUAUGUCCCACCAACGCAGAUGUAGAAGUAAUUAACGACUAUAUGCUUGAUCGUCUAAAAGGUAUUUUCCCAUGUUAG
This is a messenger RNA of Brassica napus (rape), 2079 nucleotides long. RefSeq lists its product as uncharacterized. The transcript has 4 exons. The record is from RefSeq and is a predicted model, not a curated record. NCBI's taxonomy places the organism in Eukaryota, Viridiplantae, Streptophyta, Magnoliopsida, Brassicales, Brassicaceae. Gene Ontology annotation, molecular function: DNA helicase activity. Gene Ontology annotation, biological process: telomere maintenance; DNA repair. The coding region runs from base 1 to 2079 and encodes 692 amino acids.